Messenger RNA from Cynocephalus volans (Philippine flying lemur), 6132 nucleotides. RefSeq names its product tectonin beta-propeller repeat containing 2 (gene TECPR2). Gene Ontology annotation, molecular function: protein binding. The transcript has 20 exons. The coding region runs from base 194 to 4447 and encodes 1417 amino acids. NCBI's taxonomy places the organism in Eukaryota, Metazoa, Chordata, Mammalia, Dermoptera, Cynocephalidae. The record is from RefSeq and is a predicted model, not a curated record.
CGCUCGCCAGUGCCGACCCGUUGCCCAGGGAACGGGCUCCCGGCAGCCCCCGCGGCCCAGCGUCCAUCCCCGCCUCUCCCGACCUGGCGGGGCUGACGAGUGUCGAGGGGCCGCCGCGGGAGCCCCAGGUUUCCCUAGAUGACAAGUAAACAUUCCUUUUCCUGCCUGAAGAUCGUUUGUGGAAACCUUGGCCAUGGCAUCGAUAUCAGAGCCUGUUACCUUCAGAGAGUUCUGCCCUUUGUACUAUCUCCUCAAUGCCAUUCCCACAAAGAUCCAGAAGGGUUUCCGCUCCGUUGUGGUCUACCUCACAGCCCUCGAUACCAACGGCGACUACAUUGCGGUGGGCAGCAGCAUUGGCAUGCUCUAUCUGUACUGCCGGCACUUCAACCAGAUGAAAAAGUACAACUUUGAGGGGAAGACGGAAUCUAUCACUGUGGUGAAGCUCCUGAGUUGCUUCGAUGACCUGGUGGCUGCAGGCACAGCCUCUGGGAGGGUUGCAGUUUUUCAACUUGUGUCUUCAUUGCCUGGGAGAAAUAAACAGCUUCGGAGAUUUGAUGUUACUGGUAUUCACAAAAAUAGCAUUACAGCUCUGGCUUGGAGCCCCAAUGGAAUGAAACUGUUCUCUGGCGAUGACAAAGGGAAAAUUGUCUAUUCUUCUCUGGAUCUAGACCAGGGGGUCUGUAACUCCCACUUGGUGUUAGAAGAGCCGUCUUCAAUUGUGCAGCUGGAUUAUAGCCAGAAAGUGCUGCUCGUCUCUACAUUGCAAAGAAGUCUGCUUUUUUACACUGAAGAAAAGUCUGUCAAGCAAAUUGGAACACAACCAAGAAAAAGUACUGGGAAAUUUGGUGCUUGUUUUAUACCAGGACUCUGUAAGCAAAGCGAUCUAACCUUGUACGCAUCACGGCCUGGGCUCCGGCUGUGGAAGGCUGACGUCCAUGGGACUGUUCAAGCCACAUUUAUCUUAAAAGACGUUUUUGCUGGAGGCAUCAAGCCUUUUGAACUGUACCCGCGUCUGGAACCCUCCGAUAGGGGAAAUUACAGCUUACCUGAGAAACACCUGGGGCUGGUUUCCUGCUUCUUUCAAGAAGGCUGGGUGUUGAGUUGGAAUGAAUACAGUAUCUAUCUUCUGGACACCGUCAACCAGGCCACAAUUGCUGGUUUGGAAGGAUCCGGUGAUAUCGUAUCUGUUUCCUGCACAGAAAAUGAAAUAUUUUUCUUAAAAGGAGAUAGGAAUAUUAUAAGAAUUUCAAGCCAGCCUGAAGGACUAGCAUCAACAGUGAGAGAUGGUCUGGAGACGUCAGGAUGUUCAGAGCGGGUCCACGUGCAGCGCAUGGAGAAGCCGCCAGGGGCCACAGUUUCUGAGACGAGGCUCAGAGGCUGUUCCGUGGCCAGCUCUGUGGCCAGCGAGCCAAGGAGCAGGAGCAGUUCACUCAACUCCACCGACAGUGGCUCUGGGCUGCUGCCACCCAGCCUCCAGCCAGCCCCUGAGUCAGGCAAGGGCAGCCAGUCCUCCUCGCAGAGAUUCAGUGUCAUCAGCUCGGAAGACUUUGACCAGGAGCUUGUUGUGAAACCUAUCAAAGUGAAGAAGAAGAAGAAGAAGACGACGACAACAGAAGGCAGAAGCAGGAAUGCCUGUCACAAUUCCCUGGAAUCCACUCCCUGCUCCGAGUUUCCUGGUGACAGCCCCCAGUCCUUGAACACAGAGCUGCUGUCCAUGACCUCAAGUGUUCUGGGCAGUAGUGUGGACCAGCUGAGCACAGAGUCUCCAGACCAGGAAAGCAGCCUCAGUGGUGAGGUGAAUGGUGUCUUGAAGGAAAAUAAUGACCCUGAAACAUUUAGUGUCCUGGAGGUGCCUGAAUCUUCCUCUGACUUACUGGAUGAAGAGAAUGACAUUAGCACUAAAGUUCCACAGUGUAACCACGCAUGUGAGAUGGAGCCACUCAGCCGAGUGUUGAAUUUACCCUUGCUCCUAGGGGAAGAUGUGGAAGGUGGUGAUGUCACAGGACUUGAAGAGGAGCCUUGGCUGGUGGAUGACGGUCUGAAUAGCAAACAGUUACCCUUCCAAGAACAGGACAGCUGUGCUGAGGCACAUGAGGUGGAGGACAUGGACCCCGAUGACCCCCAAAACACUUUUUCUGAAGCCCCCCUCCUGGACCCACUCAUGGUGCCUUCCAGCCUCAGCUGGGCCCCAAGAGCUGAGCCGUGGCUGCCUGGGACCAGAGUUGACACAGGCAGUGCCAGGGAAGCCAGCAAAGAGCAAGGUGCCCUAACUGACGUGGGGGCCCCUGGCCACUUCAGCUUAAAUCCCUGGCAUACUGUGGCUAACACAGGUCAGAAAGAAAUGUCUGCUUCUGAAUGUGACUUGGGGAGUUGGGGAGGACAGUUGACUCUAGUCUCUGCCUUGGAGGCCAGCACCCACAAGCCAUGGCUUGAACAGCCUUCACGGGAUCAAGCACUGACUUCCAGCGAUGAGGAGGACAUCUACGCCCACGGGCUCCCUUCUUCAUCCUCAGAGACAAGUGUGACAGAGCUCAGAGCUAGUCGCUCCCUGCAGGAUCUGAGCCAGCCAGGUGCAGAUGACACGGGGCUGCUCAAGUCGGAUCAGUUUGCAGAAAGCUGGAUGGGCUACUCUGGCCCCGGCUAUGGCAUACUCAGCUUGGUGGUCUCCGAGAAGCAUAUUUGGUGCCUGGACUACAAAGGAGGCCUGUUCUGCAGUGCGUUGCCGGGCGCCGGGCUGCGCUGGCAGAAGUUUGAAGAUGCUGUCCAGCAGGUGGCGGUCUCCCCCUCAGGAGCCCUUCUCUGGAAAAUUGAACAGAAAUCUAAUCGAGCUUUUGCUUGUGGAAAAGUUACCAUCAAGGGCAAGCGGCACUGGUACGAAGCCCUUCCCCAGGCGGUGUUUGUGGCCCUGAGUGACGACACGGCCUGGAUCAUCAGGACAAAUGGAGACCUGUACCUGCAGACAGGUCUCAGCGUGGAUCGCCCGUGUGCCCGAGCUGUAAAGGUCGACUGCCCAUACCCACUGUCCCAGAUCACAGCUCGAAACAGCGUGGUGUGGGCACUGACGGAACAGAGGGCCCUCCUGUACCGGGAGGGUGUGAGCAGCUUCUGUCCGGAAGGGGAGCAGUGGAAGUGUGACAUCGUCAGUGAAAGGCAAGCUUUAGAACCUGUUUGCAUAACUCUCGGGGAUCAGCAGACCCUCUGGGCACUGGACAUCCAUGGAAACUUGUGGUUCAGAACUGGCAUUGUUUCCAAGAAGCCCCAAGGAGAUGAUGACCAUUGGUGGCAAGUGAGCAUCACAGACUAUGUGGUGUUCGACCAGUGCAGCUUAUUCCAGACGAUAAUCCACGCCACACACUCGGUGGCCACAGCAGCCCAAGCACCCGUAGAAAAGGUGGCGGAUAAACUUCGAAUGGCAUUUUGGUCUCAGCAGCUGCAGUGCCAGCCAAGCCUUCUCGGGGUCAAUAACAGUGGUGUCUGGAUCUCCUCAGGCAAGAAUGAAUUCCACGUGGCUAAAGGAAGUCUCAUAGGCACUUACUGGAAUAAUGUUGUUCCCCGUGGGACAGCUUCCGCAACAAAAUGGGCCUUCGUGUUGGCUUCUGCUGCCCCCACAAAGGAAGGAAGCUCCUUGUGGCUGUGCCAGAGCAGCAAGGACCUGUGCAGUGUCAGCGCCCAGAGUGCACAGUCCCGCCCCUCUACGGUGCAGCUGCCUCCUGACACUGAGAUGAGGGCCUAUGCCGCCUGCCAGGAUGCACUGUGGGCCUUGGACAGCCUCGGCCAGGUGUUUAUCAGGACACUCUCCAAGAGCUGCCCAAUGGGCAUGCACUGGACCAGGCUGGACCUUUCCCAACUAGGAGCUAUAAAACUGACAAGCUUGGCAUGUGGAAAUCAGCACAUCUGGGCCUGUGAUUCCAGGGGUGGAGUUUACUUCCGUGUUGGAACCCAACCUCUAAAUCCCAGUCUGAUGCUUCCAGCCUGGAUCAUGAUUGAGCCACCUGUCCAGCCUGCCGGGGUCACCUUAGUCAGCGUCCAUGCCAGCCCCAACGACCAGAUGCUGUGGGCGCUCGACAGCAGAUGGAACGUGCACGUCCGGGCUGGGAUCACCGAGGAGAUGCCCGUAGGGACAGACUGGGAGCAUGUGCCAGGUCUGCAGGCCUGCCAGCUGGCACUGAGCACCAGGACCGUGUGGGCCCGCUGUCCAAAUGGUGAUGUUGCCCGACGAUAUGGCAUCACAGACAAAAACCCUGCUGGAGACUACUGGAAGAAAAUUCCUGGAAAUGUGUCAUGUGUCACAGUGACCUCGUCAGAUGAGCUCUGGGCAGUGGGCCCACCCGGCUACCUCCUCCAGCGGCUGACAAAGACGUUCAGCCACUUGCACAGUGACCAGAAGAGCAGCCAGGCCGCCACCCCCCACCCCGAGGACCUGGAGGACGAGUGGGAAGUCAUCUGAAGGAGCCCAGGGACAGAGUCGUUGAAGGGGAGGGGGCCGGGCUCUGUAUGGACGCAGUUGGUUUCCGAGUUGCUCGCUUGUGAACAUGCUUCACUGACCCUUGUCCAGACGUGUCUGGCCAGGUUGGACACCCCCCACCUGCUCUCACCCAUGUUUGUUUCUGUCUUGUCUAGAACCCACAGCCUCAGCCGAGUGACUGGAGCUGUUGCUGUAGCAGCAGUGCCUUUGAGCUCUAGCGAGGCCGGCUCCAGAGGGGACAGCGGCCCUGCUGCAUUGCAUGUGCUACCGUCCCCAAGCGCUGAGGGCAUGCCCUUACCAGCAGCUGCGGGUCCACUGGUGGGAGAUGCUGCAAGGAGCCUCCGUGGGCAGGCUGAGUCAGAGCAGGAGCAGUGGCACACCAGUGAGCUCCGGCAGGCGACCAGCACAAGUGCUGUUGCCAUGGUAGCAGCCCCCGCUCAGGCUCCCCAGCCACUGGACAUGCUCAGUGUCUCCAUCGCACUCCCUCCCCCGAGAUGCACAUUCCAGUGCACAUUCCAAGCUGGACACUCCACUUGGGACCCCAACCCCAGGGCCGUGCAUGAGAAGUUGAGCGCUGGGCUGUGUCGCGAUGGGGAGCACAUGCGCACACACAUGCACACACACACGCACACACCAGGCCCCUGCUGCCCACACACAGCGCGGGCUGCUUACCUCCUGGAGGACAUACUUCAGCCAAAACAGUAAAGGCAAGUGGAUGCACAUGGAACAUGGCAGCAUGCACAUGUGUCCGAGGCAGGACGGCACAAGAGGGUGCUGGCCACGCAUGAGGCUUAGCCACGGUAGCUCACUUAGAAAUGUCGGGGGGAUAUGAACUAAUGCUGCUGGUGGACGUCACAAAACCAGAGGCAUCCUCAGAGGAUGAACCUCCUGAUUAUUGCCUUUUUUGUUUAUUGUAUUACAAACCUUCAUAAGAUACCUCAUUUGAAGUCAAAUCUUACAAAUUUAGAAGAGAAAUGUAUUUUCUGAAAAUAGUGGAAGGCCUUUUGCUCCUUCCGGGGGUUUACCCUGAGCCUGUCUGUCCUCACCUGCAGCUUCGGAGGGCUGGGCGGGACGCAGCAGGUGGAAGCCAGUGCCUGCUGUGGAUAGUCCUUGGGGUCAGCCAGUGCCACUCUCUAAUGGCAUCUGAGCUCCAGCACCAGGCCGCCCAGCCACGUGUCCUGCCCUGAGCCACUGCCCUCUCCGUCCUGGAGGCAGCUCCAAGGCCGGACUCCAGGCUAGCUGCUUUUUUUAGCCUGCCUCUGGCCCAGGCCUAGUUAUCCGAUGCCUGUUUUCUACUAAGCAAGUGUGUCAGGGCACCCCCAGGCCACAGGUGAUGAGCGAUAAACUAUGUUCUCUGACGGGACCCCGCCAGCCAUGAAGAUGGAGGUUUUCCAGGUCUGAAUGAGGACACGAUGCUGAAACCCCAGGUCUUACUUCACACUGCACUUUUAUGGAGUCCUUUUUGUAAAAGUUGGGUGACAGCAGAGGCAGCCCCAGGCAGGGCCGCUCUUCCUCCGUGUAUGUUGUGCCUUGCCCGGCCCCUCAGAAGGCAAAGCUCCCCUAACCCAUGGGGCUGUAGUGCGAUUAAACCCAAGUCUAGGUGAGACUUUUACACUACUUUUAGCUUCAGUGCUUUGUACCGUUUUCUUUCUGGUUUUAAUUUUUAG